Molecule: messenger RNA, 975 nt
Organism: Peronospora belbahrii
Lineage: Eukaryota; Oomycota; Peronosporomycetes; Peronosporales; Peronosporaceae
Source: the annotation of a GenBank genome assembly
AUGCCUCUGCAGCUAUACGCCCUAGAUGUGUCGAAGGAUGAGAGAUAUGUGGUGAUUGGAGGCACAGACGGUGUUUGCAUGCUCUGGGACAGCCAGAACAGGACGCAGAUGCUGCCAUUGCGUGGCCAUGUGGCCGAUGUCACGAAUGUCUGCUUCUUUCCUAGCUCAGAGGUAGUGCUCACAGGAUCACUGGACUUUACAAUCAGAAUUUGGAGUGUCCAUGGACGCUGCGCCGCAGUAUUAAAGGGACAUCGAGGAGGAGUUGAGGAUGUCUCGAUCGUUGGAAGAGGGAGGAAUGUACUCUCAUGCGGAACUGACGGACUCAUUCAGCUAUGGAAUUGUGGGACGCAAGACGUCGUUGCUAAGUGGGCUAACGAUGAUCAGAGUCCUGUGCAUUGUUUGUCAGUUAUGGACGAUACUGCGCAGCUUUUGGCGGUAGGCAAGUACGCGCCGUGCACCAGCGAGAACGAGGUUGAGACGGACGGGAAGGUGCUUUUUGCUGGACUCGACAACGGAGAGACGCUGGGUGUGGACGUCCGUGCUCGUGAAGCAGUACUCAACGUUGACGGACGUGCUGGCUCCAUCAUCUCGUGCGCUGCUACUACUGCAACUUCUUCUUUGCCGAUGCUGUUCACUGGUAGUGAGGACGGUCUUCUGACAGCAUGGGAUUUACGUCAUACAGGUGAACCCUUGCACGCUUUGUCUCGGAGUUCAUCGCCAAUACAUAGCAUCGCAGUCUCAGCCUCGUCAGUAAAUGACCCAGCUUCUGCUAGUGUUUGGACCGCUCAUGGCGAUGGUGUGUGCUGCAAUUGGAGCAACCUUGGCGACAAGCCCCGCGUUUGUACUGAGUUAACCGGUCCGCAGUAUGAUGCAGUGCGCGGUAUUGCACUCACAGGCCAAACUGGUCGUGUUUUUAGCGUGUGUCGCGAUGGGCGUUUGCGUGAGUAUGUUCCGCAUGCGCCACGCAUGAGUUAG